Messenger RNA from Bactrocera oleae (olive fruit fly), 678 nucleotides. The record is from RefSeq and is a predicted model, not a curated record. NCBI's taxonomy places the organism in Eukaryota, Metazoa, Arthropoda, Insecta, Diptera, Tephritidae.
GGAAAAACGACACGCCUCACAUGAAUAAUGAAAAUUUGUCCUUCCCAAAUAAACUGGAGUUAGUGAAACUCAUCAUAGAAUUCUUUAUCAUACGGUUGUCUAGUUGUAAAAUCUGUUCGGGUCCGUUUAGUUUAAACAAUCGUGAAUUCUUGUGAAUAAAGUACUUUAGAUAUAAUUAUGUGCGUGUUUUUAUAUUAGUCGUUUCAUAAUUCAUUAAUUUGUAAUUCAUAGUUAGUUUUGGAUCGGUGCUAAUAUGUGCAUAUACAUACAAACAUACAUGUGAAAGGUGCCGUUGUUUACGAGUCAACGGUGUGAGAAAGAAAAUCGAAUGAUAAAUAAUAUGUUCCAUCUUUAUUAAGAAAAUAGUAUUUAAAAGUUUUAAGAAAGAAAAUUAUAACAAGUUCCUCAAAUUUCUAUUCGCUAAUAUCUUGUCCUGCAUAUUUAUAUGCGGGAUAUAAAUAGAUUCAAAACCAGUGCUUCAAAAUUUAUUCGCCGACGACUUUUGACGCCUCUCGGGCGUUUAAGCUCGAGGAGGAUUUUGUAGGGAGUUGUGUAACAAUGUCGAUGUAUUCAACGACGGAUAAAAUGAAAAUGUCUGCUCCUACCUGCUUUCCUGGUCGAUACAGCCCGACUUACAGAGGUCCGGAUCAAAUGAGGAGAUGUAUGCCGAAUCCUUCU